UUUAUAAAAAAAAGAAAGAAUAGAUGAUAAUCGUAAAUGAAAAAUUGCACCCUAUAACCAACAAAAAAAUUUAAGAAAAUAACCAAAUUUCCAUUCUCUCUUUAUUUCUCUUUCUACUUUUUUUCUAAAAAACUAUUUUUGUUUUGGUUAUUUCACCGAUUUUUCCAUUGUAAAAUUCAUUUUUACCGAAAUAUUAAAUAUUAUAUUAAAUUUUUGGUUUUUUUUACAUAUAUUACAAAGAUAUACAAAUAGCGAAUUUGUGAAAAACAAACAAACAAAAGAACCUAAGAAAAAAAACAACCUUAACCAAGAGUUAAGGAUAGUUGAUUGUAGAUUUGCAGAUCGGUUCCAUUAAUUGGACCGCCUAAUCUUUGACUAAUUGUAUAUAUAAUAAUAAAAAAAUAUUUAAUUCUGGAUUAAUAUACACACAUCUUCAACAACAACAACAAAAAAUGUUAUUUUUCUUUCACCACGGUGGCUUUUCUUCCCUUCUUUACUCCUGAAGAGCUUCGCCGACGGUUUACUCCUCCUCACUCACUCACUCACUCUCUCGCAACCCCUCAAAGAGAUUCGCCGAGAUCUAACCAAGAUGCCGACGAACGACGAAGAAACCGCGAAUCCAAUCACAACAGAUCCAAAGCACGAGACUUGGCGCAGCCUCCUCCUCCGCCAAGCCUCCGUCUACGGCGUCGCCGCCGGCUACUGCAUCUCCGCCUCCCUCCUCUCCAUCAUCAACAAAUGGGCCAUCACCAAGUUCCCCUACCCCGGCGCCCUCACCGCUCUCCAGUACCUCACGAGCUUCGCCGGCGUCGUCCUCUCCUCCCAGCUCGGCCUCGUCGAGCACGACCCCUUAACCCUCUCCACCAUGUGGCGGUUCCUCCCCGCCGCGAUGAUCUUCUACCUCUCCCUCUUCACCAACAGCGAGCUCCUCCUCCACGCCAACGUCGACACCUUCAUCGUCUUCCGCUCCGCCGUCCCCAUCUUCGUCGCCGUCGGGGAGACCCUCUUCCUCCACCAGCCCUGGCCUAACGUCAAGACCUGGGGAGCCUUAGCGACCAUCUUCGGAGGAAGCUUUCUUUACGUUCUAACUGAUUAUCAGUUCACGGUGGCUGCUUACGCUUGGGCCGUUGCGUAUCUUGUCUCUAUGACGAUUGACUUUGUUUACAUCAAGCACGUGGUGAUGACUAUUGGGUUGAACACGUGGGGGCUCGUGCUUUAUAACAACCUCGAGGCGCUUCUUUUGUUUCCGAUCGAGUUGCUUAUAAUGGGGGAGUUGAAGAAGAUUAAGCACGAGAUUACGGUUGAGUCUGAUUGGUAUGAGAUGCAAGUGGUGUUGCCUGUGGGGCUGUCGUGUUUGUUUGGUUUGGCGAUUUCCUUCUUUGGAUUCUCGUGUCGACGUGCUAUCUCCGCGACGGGGUUUACGGUUCUUGGGAUUGUGAAUAAGUUGUUGACGGUUGUGAUUAAUUUGGUGGUGUGGGAUAAGCAUUCGACGUUUGUUGGGACUUUGGGGUUGUUGAUUUGUAUGUUUGGUGGGGUUAUGUAUCAGCAGUCUACUGUCAAGAAACCGACACAAGAAGAGAAACCGCAAGAAGAGGAAGAAGAGAAGCUGCUGGAGAUGCAGGAGAACAAGGAGAGCAUUGUUGAAGUAAAGGAGGAUGUGAAAGUAGAAGAGAAAGUAUGAAUCAUUAUCCAUAGAUUCAUCUCUAUUGAUGCCAAAGUUUAUUCUGGUUUAUUUUUUCGAGUAAAGAACUAUAUUUGUAGUUAGUGGUUUUGCAAUUCUUUUGUAACUAGGAGGUAUAAGAGUACUGCGUUGUUCGUUGCCUGAGUAAGAAGAAAUCCAGAAGUGGAAUAAUAUCGUUUUCUUGUUUACAUUUUUGAUGUGGUUCAAGACUAAGAUUUGCUUUCAUUCACAAUGUGAUUAUUGUUAUAUGCAAUUGUUCGGUUUU
Brassica rapa (field mustard) is the source of this 1946-nucleotide messenger RNA. Its product is annotated as GDP-mannose transporter GONST3. The record is from RefSeq and is a predicted model, not a curated record. Lineage: Eukaryota; Viridiplantae; Streptophyta; Magnoliopsida; Brassicales; Brassicaceae.